AAAAAACAAAACACACAUCACACGCAUCUUGUCGGAUUCUACUUUUUCACAAAAAGCGAUGUUUGAUUGUAUCUCUCUCCACAUUUCUUGCAACUCCUUUUGCGUACUCUUCUCUCCAAUACCAAACCCAGUUAUUUCUUGGAAUUUUGAUAGUUGAGAUAUGGGGAGGUUAUUUGUUGUCCAUCUUGAAGGGAAGAUCUAUAGCUGUAAACACUGUAGAACCCCUCUUGCUGUUUUUGAAGAUAUUGUUUCCAAGGAUUUCCAAAGCAGACAUGGAAAAGCUUAUCUCUUCCGUAAGGUUGUGAAUGUUUCUAUCGGAGAAGCAGAUGACAGGCAGAUGAUCACUGGGAUGCAUACUGUGGCUGACAUUUUCUGUGUUGGUUGUGGAUCACAUGUCGGUUGGACAUAUGUGACUGCUCAUGAGAAAAGCCAGAAGUACAAAGAAGGAAAAUCUGUUCUUGAACGGUUCAAAAUGUCAGGUCCGGACAGCAACAAUUAUUGGGUUAGGCAUGAAACACAUGUUGGUGGAAGUGAUGCAGAUGAUGCUUAAUCAUCCCUUCAUUAACAAUUGAUUGUACAUUCUUUCAUCUCCCUUUAUCUGUUACUAUUCAAUUAAUGUGGAUUUAUAGGGGCAAUUUAACAAAAUCAAUAUUUUGCCUCAAAAUACUAUUUAAAUUGGUGAUUCUGAAGUACAAACACAAGUAACAGCAAGAAACUUGUAUUCCAAUGUUGCUCAAUGCUUCCAUUGUAAAUGUAACACUCAUUAUGAGACAUAAUGAGUGAUUUGUAAAUAUUAGUUUGGUUAAAACUGAAUUUGUUCUAA
Trifolium pratense (red clover) is the source of this 823-nucleotide messenger RNA. Its product is annotated as protein yippee-like. Lineage: Eukaryota; Viridiplantae; Streptophyta; Magnoliopsida; Fabales; Fabaceae. The transcript is spliced from 6 exons. The record is from RefSeq and is a predicted model, not a curated record. Gene Ontology annotation, cellular component: ubiquitin ligase complex. The coding region runs from base 161 to 550 and encodes 129 amino acids.